UCAAUAAUCCAAGUAGUAAUCGCCAUCCAAUCCGUCACUCCCCUCUAAACUUGAGGAAACCCGCAGGUUAAUUUUGGGAAGGCUGCUGGAAAGUUUUUAGCAACUCGGUGUUGUUGUUCAAUAAAAUAAUCUCUCUAAAAUGAAGGACAUGACUUCUGAAGCAACACAGGGAGGGAAGUCUUCGGCUUGAUCUGCAACACAAAAUGGACAGGACGCGCAGGUUCAUUUUAGGAAUAAUAACAGCUGUUGUCCUAUGCAAAUACUCCCAGGCUGAAUGGAAUACCACAAAGACACCAAGCGAUCACCAUGACAACAGCAACAACUGCACAGAUUCAAAUGAUGAGCACAAAUGGAGUGGGCAUUUUUCUACGUGUCCAACAGAAUACAAGCAUUACUGUAUCCAUGGUGUUUGCAGAUUUUUAAAGGAGCAGAACACUCCUUCAUGCAGAUGUGAAGCAGGAUAUAUUGGCUCUAGGUGUGACUAUCUUGAUCUUGAUUACCAUGUAGGAGAGCGAAGGAAAAUUAUCAUCGGAUGUGUGGUCGCAGGAUUGAUCUUUCUGAUUCUGCUCAUCAUCUUCAUAUGUGUCUGUACACACAAACGAUAUAAACCAUGUAGAAGAAAGAAGAGAAAAAAGCAAACAAGUGAUGAAAAUGAGAAGCUCGGUGCACUAAACACACGUGAAGCUUUAGCUGCUCCGUUUGACACAUCUGACACACAUGCUGUAUGAAUGAAACAGUGAAGUGAUCCUGCCAGUGACCUGAUUGUGGUGUGAAAAGAAGUUGUCCUGCCGAGUGAUGAAAUCAGUGCUUUACAGUAAUCCUGAGUGGACUUUAAAUGAACUUUGAAGAAAUGGUGUGUCAGGCAACCUUUGCCAUUC
Carassius carassius (crucian carp) is the source of this 878-nucleotide messenger RNA. RefSeq names its product probetacellulin-like. Lineage: Eukaryota; Metazoa; Chordata; Actinopteri; Cypriniformes; Cyprinidae. The record is from RefSeq and is a predicted model, not a curated record. Bases 204 to 728 code for a protein of 174 amino acids. Gene Ontology annotation, biological process: positive regulation of cell population proliferation; positive regulation of mitotic nuclear division; epidermal growth factor receptor signaling pathway. The transcript has 6 exons.